CGCAAGCUCUCAGCGCCGGAAGCGUCGUCUGGCAGUGACAGCGACAGUAAUGCUUCUACUUCUGGCCCAUCCAUAUCCGAAGCCUCCGCCCUCUUCUCCACCGACGGAAGCUACUCUACGAAAAAAUCAUCGGACACCGAGCAGAGUGAGCCCAGCGACGGCGAUAGUGAUGCUGAAAGCAGCGAGCUUGCUGAGUCCUCUGAAGACACAGACACUGCUUCAGAAAGUGAAGACGAAGACAUGUUCGAGGAAAACGACGAGAGCGAGAGCGAGAAUAGCUCGGUAAUCACCACGCUUCGCGGGGGGAAGAAGCCGGAAAUGCGUAGGCAGCAGUGGGCACCGGGAUUAGAUGGCGAGGCGGAGGAGGGGGGAUUACCGCUUAAGGAGCGAUUAAAAGCAUUUUUGCCGCAGAUCGCCGCUGCAAAUGUGGAAUUGGAGGAGGAGAAAGCUGCAGGCGUGCUGGAGGAGAGGAGUCUAGAGCAACUCAGUGAGGGCAAUGAUGUGGAUGAGCCGUAUAUCGAGAUGAAUCUAGGGCUUGGCGUGCUCGAAGAAAAGGGUCCCGAAGCGGAGAGUAGCACUAGCAGCGAAGGGGAGGAAGACAGCAAUCAAGACACGACGCAGAACCGUAUGAGUACUACUCAUAACAAUAGGGGUAUCAUGGGUAGGCUACUGGGACGGAACGAGGAGAAGGACAUUGUGGGCAUUCAGGAGGUUGACAGCUAA
Molecule: messenger RNA, 723 nt
Organism: Coniosporium apollinis CBS 100218
Lineage: Eukaryota; Fungi; Ascomycota; Dothideomycetes
Exons: 2
Biological process (GO): box C/D snoRNP assembly
Source: RefSeq, a predicted model, not a curated record